AAGACACCCUCCAAUGCGCAGGAAGCAAUACUAAGCUCCAGCACACUCAAGCGGAAGAUCGAAAACCAUCAAGGUAGCUCCCCCAGUCACAUUUUCGACAUUAUCGACUUGCAAGCGAAGAGCAUCUCGAUGUUAGCGCAUGAGAUGGUGUUGCUCCGAGCCGAGACCAAGCAGCUCCGUGCGGCAAAUGAGCAGUUAAGCAAGCGCCGCACCCGAUCUCAGACCAUGGCGCCUGGCAGCCGCAGUCUUCCGGCUCAGAAUCCCCUCUCUUCAGCCGUCUCUAGACCUUUUUUACAUCCGCCAGCUCUACCGCCGGUGCGGGAUACUAGUGAUUCACGGUCUAGUGGUUCUAGACUGUUACAGAACGAUCUGAUAGAAAUCUCCGGCGAUGACGAUUCUAACAACGACAGCCUCGAUGACGGCCGGUCUGACAGAGAAUUUAUAUCUCGCAGUGCUGCCGGGACAGGCACGAAAUAGAAGAACCCCUUGGUUGAUCUCAGCUUUCACCGCCAUGUUCGCUAAGCUUCUGCAGUCCAGUAGUGUUUCCAGCGCUGAUGUCAAAGCUGGGUCUCGGUUCGUUCCGAAGCGCUCGAGCUGAUUAGAAAUUGAGAGCUAGAAGAUUCUAGAAUGCUGCUGAAAAGGUGCGAAGAUACCUCAAACCAAUCAAACAAAACAGGG
Molecule: messenger RNA, 678 nt
Organism: Canariomyces notabilis
Lineage: Eukaryota; Fungi; Ascomycota; Sordariomycetes; Sordariales; Chaetomiaceae
Exons: 3
Coding region: 130-477 (115 amino acids)
Source: RefSeq, a predicted model, not a curated record